Myxocyprinus asiaticus (Chinese sucker) is the source of this 6807-nucleotide messenger RNA. RefSeq names its product transcription factor 4-like. Gene Ontology annotation, biological process: regulation of transcription by RNA polymerase II. The record is from RefSeq and is a predicted model, not a curated record. Lineage: Eukaryota; Metazoa; Chordata; Actinopteri; Cypriniformes; Catostomidae. Gene Ontology annotation, cellular component: transcription regulator complex. Bases 1 to 2103 code for a protein of 700 amino acids. The transcript is spliced from 20 exons. Gene Ontology annotation, molecular function: protein dimerization activity; DNA-binding transcription factor activity, RNA polymerase II-specific; RNA polymerase II cis-regulatory region sequence-specific DNA binding.
AUGUUUUUAGGUUUAUGUGAUAUUUCUAAAAUGCAUCAUCAUCACCACCAUCAUCAUCAUCACCAGAGAAUGGCCACAUUAGGGACGGAUAAAGAACUUAGCGAUUUACUGGAUUUCAGUGCGAUGCGAAACAGCGAUUUGAAAAUGUUCCCAACAUCAAUGAUGUUUUCCCCUCCAGUCAGCAGUGGAAAAAAUGGACCGACGUCUCUGGGAAGUGGACAUUUCUCCGGCUCAAAUUUGGAAGACAGAGCAAGUUCGUCUUGGGGUAAUGGAGUUCGUGCCGCAAAGAAUUAUGCUGACGGCUCACAGUACGGUCACAUGGCCAGCCGGGACCUGGGAUCACAUGACAGCAUCUCUCCGCCGUACGUCAACUCUAGAUUAGCAGGUAAAACAGAACGAGCGUCGUAUUCGUUUGGACGAGACUCAAGCGUACACGGCUGUCAUCAGUCUGGUCUCAUGGGAGGUGAGGUGGGGAUGGUCAGUCCCGAGACUGUGUCACCCACCAAACUGGGCUCGCAGUAUUACCAGCAUUACGCAGGAAACCCGCGGCGACGACCCCUGCACAGUGACUCCAUGGAAGUCCAAACGAAAAAAGUUCGGAAAGUUCCUCCUGGAUUGCCGUCAUCGGUAUAUGCCCCAUCUGCCAGCACUGCCGAUUAUAACCGUGAUUCACCGGGUUACCCCUCAUCAAAAGCACCGGGCAGCAGCUUUCCCAGUUCUUUCUUUAUGCCAGACGGUCAUCACAGUACAGAUCCAUGGAGUUCAUCCGGCAGUAUGAAUCAGCACGGUUACAACAGCAUGCUGGGAAACUCCACACACAGCGCGCAAAACAGCAGUUACUGCGGCAUUCACCCGCACGACAGACACAGUUACCCGUCUCACUCAUCAGCUGAGAUUAAUCCCAGUCUUCCUCCCAUGUCCAGUUUCCAUCGCAGCGGUGGGACGAAUCACUACAGCGCAGCGUCCUGCUCCACCACGACUAACGGGACGGACAGCGUUAUGGCCAAUCGAGCACCGAGCGGAGCAGCAAGCAGUUCACAGACGGGAGACGCGUUAGGAAAGGCUCUGGCUUCAAUCUAUUCCCCCGACCACACCAAUAACAGCUUCUCAUCAAACCCCUCCACCCCUGUGGGAUCACCCCCCUCGCUCACAGCUGCUAGUUCAGCCGUUUGGUCGAGAAACGGUCAGGGAGCGUCAUCCCCAAGUUACGAGCCGCCACUGCACUCGCUGCAGAGUCGUAUCGAAGACAGGUUGGAGCGAUUGGAUGACGCGAUUCACGUGUUGCGCAGUCAUGCGGUCGGUCCGUCCACAGCGAUGCCCGGCUCCCACGCGGACAUGCAUGGACUGAUCACUCCCUCACACUCUCAGAACGGGGCGAUGAGUGGCCUGAGCAGUGGGUACAGCUCAGCACUGCUGCCCGGCAACAGACACUCACUCAUGGUGGGCGCUCAUCGGGAGGAUGGCGUUGGUUUAAGGAGCGGUCACUCCAUCGUGGCCAAUCAGGUUCCAGGAACGCAACUUCCCGUGCAGUCGUCCACUUCCCCCGACCUCAGCCAGCCCGACCCUUACAGGGCUCUCUCGGCGGGUCUGCAGGGUCAGAGCGUCUCGUCCGUGAGCUCAGAGAUUAAAUCGGAAGAUGAAGGCGAUGAGAAUCUGCAGGACAGUAAAUCACUGGACGCAAAGAAAGAGGACAUGGACAGCAAGGAUCUGAAAUCUUUAGAGAGGUCAAGAUCUAGUAACAAUGACGACGAGGAUUUGACCCCGGAACAGAAGCUUGAGCGCGAGAAAGAGCGACGGAUGGCGAAUAAUGCUCGUGAGCGUCUGCGUGUUCGGGACAUCAACGAGGCAUUUAAGGAGCUCGGCCGCAUGGUGCAACUGCACCUGAAGAGCGACAAACCGCAGACCAAACUGCUGAUACUCCACCAGGCUGUCGCUGUCAUCCUGAGUCUGGAGCAACAGGUCAGAGAGCGGAACCUCAAUCCAAAAGCGGCGUGUUUGAAGAGACGGGAAGAGGAGAAGGUGUCGUCGGACGGCCCUCCGCUCUCAUUGGCCGGUGCCCACCAUGGCAUGGGCGAGACGUCCAAUCCCAUGGGACAAAUGUAAACAGCCACACCCCCCCGUAAAUGGUCGAAGCUGCCAGAAUUCAUCAAAAUGAUGAGCGAUCACUUCCUUUGACAACGCCAUCUGUGCCCCUGAAUGUCAGUCAAACAAUCAAUGAAUCAAUCAAACCUCCAUCUGAACGACCAACCCCCAUGUGUUCCUCUUCCUGCGUUACGCCAACAGACGGAUGUGCUGUAAAUUAACGCGGGAUGGGCGUGCAUCUCUCCCUCUAAGCAUUCCCUGUUAAAAAAACGAGACGUUUUAGCGUACGCACACACAACAAAAGAUUCGAAACGUGCCGACGGAAGGGGGGAUUCUUCAAACAUAUCAUGAUGUUGUUGCAACAGCUUUUGGAGGUGUCGCGAGCAGCUGAGUUUAAUGGCAAUCUCGUCCACACUGUGGAACUUUUGUAACUGUGCCUCAUGGAAUUCCACACGGAAGUCUAAACGGAAGAAGAGAUUUAUGACAUUUUGAAUCAGUCCAUAUAGAGAUCGGAUCAAGAGAGAGAGAGAGAGAGAGAGAGAGAGAGAGAGAGAGAGGCUUUUAAUCAACAACAGUAUUCAAAAAUUGGUCAAAUCUUUGCAAUAAUGAUUUUAGUGUUGUACUUCACAACUGAACAUGUGGUUUUGAAAACAAGCAGACAAUACAAAUUUCGAGGCCAUUCCUUCACCCGGGUAGAACACGUCUGGGCUCAUUUUACGAAAACCUGACUGUCAGUAAAGAACCUAAGGUCACUUAAUAGGGAGUCAGGUAGCCACCACGCCACAAGAUAACAUUCGGAAGCCCCAGCUGGUCAUUCCUCCGUUUAUUUGUUUGCUUUCUGCCCUGCUCUAGCCAUCGGCUCUCCUAAACCCCUUCCACACCCUGACGAUGCAAUUUACACACAACUACACUUCAACCAAUGUGCCUUUUAGAGCUCAUAUCAUCACACAAACCGAGGAGAACAUUAUCAGAACUUUCUAGGUUGCAAGCUUAGGAAAAUAUUAGUCAUUAGGGUCUAUGCAGUCAGCCUUUUUAUGGCCUGGAAUUUAAAAAAAUAAAAAGUAAAAAGGGAAAAAAAGUAUUUUUUGGAUAAACUGUAUUUAAUGUACUGUAUGCCUAUAUGUAAUUAGAAGGUGUGUCCAGCCCCUCGUGGCCCCACCCAUAGCCCCACCCACAGCCCCGCCCACCUCUACAAGUCGCCACCUGUCGACGUUACGACGCGUUAUUGAGCAUUGUAUUAUAGCUAUCAGCUUUUCUGAAUACUGGCUUGUUGUUGAGCCGCUGUAGUCCUCAGUACAAAUGUGUGGUUAUACGUGUAAAAAAUGGCUUUUUCUCCUUUUUUAUCUCUCUUAUUCUUUCUGUACUGGCUUCUCUGUCAAAAAAAAGGAAGAAAAAAAAAUAACGAAGAAACCGCGCAAGGAUCGGCAGUGGUUUUAUCGACGCAAUCAACAAGAGGCACUGAAACUGGACAAAAAAAACAAAAAAAAGUCUAUUGGGAAAUCGACACAUAUAUAAAUGUAGAAAUAUAUACAGUAUAUAAAGAGAGUUGUCGAUUGCAUUCGAUUGAAAGUACGUGAGGAUUUUUCUUUCUUUCCAUAAAGCUUGAGCGGAGACGUCCUAAAGGCACUCUUACGUUCCAAGAGAUGUGACUAUGUUGUGAUAGUUUUCAUGACGUCAUCGUGAUUCUACGACCGUCAUCCGCUCUCGCCGGCAAGAGAAACACGGACAUUUGUAAAUUGUAUGCAACAAAUGCAAACUUACCAUUAUUUUGAAACUGUGUAUGUAAAAGUUAUAUUUUUACAUGUAGGCUGUUGUUAUUUUGUGUUUUAGAAAAUGCGUUGUAUCAGUUUUUUCUUCUUUGUUAUAUAAGGCGGAAAAAUAAUUCAUUGUGUGUUGAAACGUGUCACAUUAAAAAUGUAGUGAGCUCAAAAGCAACAAAAAAAAAAGACGAUUAUGUUUAUAUUUCUGGGAACAUUUUUCUUUUAUCAGAUGUGCGUGUGGGGGUCGGGAGUCAAAGUUUAUAAGAUAAUUCAUUUAAUCAUUGCAUUGUCAUUUUUUAUUGUAUUUUUGUGUAAAUAGGAGUGACGAGAUGUUUUUCUGGGAUGUUUACUGGCGGACGCUAAUUACGUGGAUAAAUCCCUGCCCAUGAUGUGCCUGGGUGAAUACGUAAUUAACGUUAAUGUGUGUCAACAAUCAGAUUUUAAUUUCCAUUAUCACUUUUGUAAAAAGACCAGUGACACUAGUUGUAUGUCUGUGGAAGAACUGACGCAACUUAUUUAGUGGCGAUUUUUCAAAACUACGGCAAAAUUGCGCCACGCAUUCGCCACUGGCCCUCAAAAUUGCUGAGUAUUUUUUUUUCUUUACCAAACAUGCAAAAUGUCAUGCAUUUUUAUACUUUUAUUUUUGUUGCAGGUCCAAAUUGCUUUGUCAUAACGCUUAACAAAAACACUCCAAGUAUUUAAAAGUGUCGUGCAUCUGUACUUUUGCUUCACACAUGAUCGUGUACUUGUCUUUCAGUAAAUUCUCAACAUCUGAAGUUGUAUUUUGCCAGUGCUAAAGAUGUUUGACUAAUUCUCUCCUUGUGCCAUCAUGAUGUUGUAGCCGAUUUAAUUACAAUGAUUGCCGUGGAAAAAGAUGCUGUUUUCCUAUUGGUUGUUCAUAAUGUACAUACUUGUUAUUGCUUUUAUUAACUGAUUUUUAUUAUUAUUAUUAUUAUUUUUAGUCAAAUGCAAAACUGAACUGUAAGCGAUCUCUUUUUCAUCGUCAGAAUUAAACCCUGGGCAGUGUUCUCUAAAACUCUAGAGGUUUGUGACAUAAAGAUUAUUUGAUGCAAACAGCAAUGUACAAGUGGUCCUUGCUAAUUUUUCAAAGUAUUCAUCAUGCACAAGAGUUCAAAAGAUGUGCGGUUUGUUUGUUUGCUUGGGUGGUCGUGGUGCAUUAUGUCAUCAGUUUUUUUUUGUUUUUUUUUGAGAAAUACAUUUUCUCUUUGGCACUCCAGUGUGAUUUUAAUAAAGAGAGACAUUCUAGAAGCCAUCGAGAGCUGACCAAUCUUCAAUCUCCACUGCCAGAUAAUCGAUGAACGCAUGCUGAUAUUUUCACAUCAGUAAAGUGCUGAUCAACUUCAGCGAUGUUAAUCAACGAUUCUACUGAAAAUCACACCAACAUCAAUACAAAAUACAUCAAUACAAAAAAACAAAGUUUUCCAGUAAAAAUAUCUAUACAUCCUUAUAAAAAGAUAAAUUUACUUGCAAAUUAAAAUGUUAAAAGAUAUUAAGACUUUUAUUCUGAGAAUAUAUAUAAACCCAUUGCUGAAUAGUUUUUCUUAUUUUAAUAAAAAAAUCUAAUAAAAUGGGAUCCUGGGUAUCUCAGCGAAUAUUGACGCUGACUAUCACACCUGGAGUCGCAAGUUUGAAUCCAGGGUGUGCUGAGUGAUUCCAGACAGGUCUCCUAAGCAACCAAAUUGGCCUGGUUGCUAGGGAGGGUUGAGUCACACGGGGUAACCUCCUCGUGGUCGCUAUAAUGUGGUUCUCGCUCUCGGUAGGGCGCGUGGUGAGUUGUGUGUGGAUGCAGAGGAGAAUAGCGUGAAGCCUCCACACGCGCUACGUCUCCAUGGUAACGCGCUCAACAAGCCACGUGAUAAGAUGCGCGGAUUGACGGUCUCAGACGCGGAGGCAACUGAGAUUCGUCCUCCACCACCCGGAUUGAGGCGAGUCACUACACCACCACGAGGUCUUAGAGAGCAUUGGGAAUUGGGCAUUCCAAAUUGGGGAGAAAAGGGGAGGAAAAAAAAAAUUUGAAUAAAAUUUUGUCAGGUUAUUAUUAUUUUACACAAUAUUACGGAGCCCCUUAGACUAUUUUCUGAAACAGUUUUGCAUUCCCUCACAAUUACUUUGUGUUCCCUCGCAAUACCAUUAUCCAUCCCUUACGAAAAUUAACUAUGAUUUACUACACUAAACACAGUUGAACUAUGGUAUUUGUAGUAAAACUAUAAUGACUUUGGUGUUUGUAGUUAAACUAUAGUAACUUGGUAUUUGUAGUAAAACUAUAGUAACUAUGGUAUUUAUAGUAAAGCUAUAGUGACUAUGGUAUUUAUAGUAAAGCUAUAGUGACUAUGGUAUUUAUAGUAAAGCUAUAGUGACUAUGGUAUUUGUAGUAAAACUAUAGUAACUAUGGUAUUUAUAGUAAAGCUAUAGUGACUAUGGUAUUUAUAGUAAAACUAUAGUGACUAUGGUAUUUGUAGUAAAACUAUAGUAACUAUGGUAUUUAUAGUAAAGCUAUAGUGACUAUGGUAUUUAUAGUAAAGCUAUAGUGCUAUGGUAUUUAUAGUAAAACUAUAGUAACUAUGGUAUUUGUAGUAAAACUAUAGUAACUAUGGUAUUUAUAGUAAAGCUAUAGUGACUAUGGUAUUUAUAGUAAAACUAUAGUGACUAUGGUAUUUGUAGUAAAACUAUAGUAACUUGGUAUUUGUAGUAAAACUAUAGUAACUAUGGUAUUUAUAGUAAAGCUAUAGUAACUAUGGUAUUUGUAGAAAAACUGUAGUAACUAUGGUAUUUAUAGUAAAGCUAUAGUGACUAUGAUAUUUGUAGUAAAACUAUAGUAACUAUGGUAUUUGUAGUAAAACUAUAGUAACUAUGGUAUUUAUAGUAAAACUAUAGUAACUAUGGUAUUUAUAGUAAAGCUAUAGUAACUAUGGUAUUUAUAGUAAAACUAUAGUAACUAUGGUAU